Trematomus bernacchii (emerald rockcod) is the source of this 1831-nucleotide messenger RNA. RefSeq names its product G-protein-signaling modulator 1. The record is from RefSeq and is a predicted model, not a curated record. The coding region runs from base 267 to 1304 and encodes 345 amino acids. Lineage: Eukaryota; Metazoa; Chordata; Actinopteri; Perciformes; Nototheniidae. The transcript has 5 exons. Gene Ontology annotation, molecular function: protein binding; GTPase regulator activity. Gene Ontology annotation, biological process: regulation of inflammatory response.
GGCUGUGGUAAGAGGAACAGGAAGAGAGGAGACGAGAGAGAAGGUAGCGCGGCAGACAGAAAGGGUGAGAGCUUGUCACUUCGACAUGCGAAACUCUUCUAAGCAAGUUUAUUUUCUUGUUUAAAGUUAUUAACGAGGCAGAAUCAAGCCAAACAUGCUGUGGUCCGUCUCUGGGGACUUCAGGAGAUGAUGCUUUGAAGAGAAAAGUUUAAAAUACAAAGGGUUGACAGUGAGAUUAAUAGACUGCACAAACAUCCAAAGUUGAAAUGGCUGAAGAGGGGCUGCUGGAACGUCUUGUCAUCACCGAAGAGGAAGACAUGACUGAAAGUGUUGUUGACAAAGGGGCAGCGAGUAGUUCUGCUGUCAUCCUUCAGAGCCGCAGCGGAGAGUCGAUUCUGAAAGAGGAAGAGGAACACAACGAAGCUGGCAAUAACGAAAAAAAGACAGCAAGUAAAAUGUGUUUGGAACAGCAGAUCCCCGAAAAACAACAAACCAACAGAGAGGAAGACCAGACUGGAGGGGUUGUUGUGACUAAAGAGGGAAAACCAAAUAACAUGAAUGAUGGACAAAACAGGGGUGAGAUUGAGAGUGAAGGGCAGACACAUGUGGUGAUGAGGAGUUAUAAAAUACCGGAGAAACCAAGUGACAAAGAGCAUGAAAAGGUCACACAGAAUGACCCUCAAGUGGACGUAAACAGGUUAAAUUCUUCUGUAAAACAACGUGAAGGGACACAAAACCAAGAGGAGGAUCCAACAAAGGCUCACAGGUUAACCCCCGACUUCCCAGAGGCACUGUACGAGCUGCUCUUUACCCUUCAGGAGGGGAGACGCCUCAAUGACCAGCGCUGCUCCUUCAGGCUGGAGACUGGGAUGAGGAGGAGGUGCCACUCUGAGCCCAACGCCAACAGGCCAGCACACAGAGUUGUGUUUUCCUCCAUGACUUCACUUCAGAAAGAGGAGUUUUUUGAUCUGGUGGCCACCGCUCAAGCUCGCCGGCUCGAUGACCAGAGGGCCCAGCUCGAAAAGUCUCAGCCACCAAAAUCAAAAGGCAGAAGUUUCAGGGGCAGCAUUAGGCAACUCUCUUUUGCAAGAAGGCCAGCGCCUGCACCAGUGCCUGUGCCCGUGCCCAAAGAGGAUCUCUAUAAUAUGAUUCUCUCGACACAAGCCCAGGGCAGGCUGGAGGAUCAGCGCAGCAGAGCUCCCGGUCCAAUGGAUGAUGAGGAUUUUUUCUCCCUGCUGCUGAGGGUCCAGGGGGGACGCAUGGACGAGCAGAGGACUGAACUACCUGGCCUGCUACAAACCUGAGACCGAAAAAACUGUAGGGCUGUAGUGCAGCCGCACAGUGUUGUCGCUUUUUUUGUCUGAUUUCUGUUAAAACAAGUAUUUUUUGUCGACCCCGAUGAUGCUUUGUAUGCCCCUUGAAAUUGUUGUUCAGUGUUAAAGCUGUUGAGAAAGUAGCAAGGAACGCUAAUGUUUGAGCAACAGAGCUUUUAACGUAACUUGAGGGAUGUUAUGAUAAGAUUGUUAAGUUUACUGCUUGUUAGCUAUUGCUUUCUUUCCUGGUAAAAAGGACCAGAAGAGAUUCCUUCUUAUCUUGCCAACAUUUUUAUUUUAUUGAGUGUCUGCGAUGAGUGGUUGGAGGACUUUGUGUGUGUUGCUGUUCUUAAUGUGGAGGAGGCACUCGACUGAUCUCAAUUGUUUUUCCCUAUUUGUACAGUUGGCAUUAAACACACCAUGGACAGUGUUGAGGAGAUAGCUUCAAGGCUAAACUGUGCUUGACUGUAUAUGGAUGAUUGUGCUCCAGGAAAUAAACAGAAUGUCUAGCAGAGUCA